Molecule: messenger RNA, 1323 nt
Organism: Rhopalosiphum maidis (corn leaf aphid)
Lineage: Eukaryota; Metazoa; Arthropoda; Insecta; Hemiptera; Aphididae
Product: protein FAM183A-like
Exons: 3
Coding region: 723-1109 (128 amino acids)
Cellular component (GO): ciliary base
Source: RefSeq, a predicted model, not a curated record
UUCAAAAACACGAACAAAAUUAUACUAUACAUAGAUGAAUUGUUUAUGGAGUGUGUCAUGUGUGGGCUCUUAGAGGGAGAGUGUGUUGAUAUCCUCUAGUCUAAGUUAAUUAAAAUCAAAAGUUCUGUCUAGGUACCUCUAAAGAUACAACACUGUAUAAUAAAAAAAAAAGAACAAACCAUGUUUAUAAUUUAAAAAAUAAUAUUAAGCGUAGGUAUAAAGUGGGUUAUUAGAAAAUAUAUAAAUAAAUGUACGAUAUUUUUGACCAUGUCCAAUUUCUCCUAUAAUUAGACUUUAAAUUAGGCGUAAAUAACACGUUAUUAAGCAAGCAUAUACUUUUAAAUGACAACAAUAUUGUAAUAUUAAAUCGGUUCUAGAUAAUGUAUUAAUCCCGAAUUCCCAAUUCUGGAUAAAACUCAGAAAGUAACAAUGGGAUUAGCAAAUUUAUUAGACUUUUAAACAUGUUUCGGUUUAUAGGUUGGUAAGUUUACAAUAGAGAUGAUCGUUAGCCGGCAAGACAAAUAUCAUCAUUAAGGGACUUCGCAAAAAAUGUGAUGAUUGUUAUUUUUUUCGUAGGGCGUAGCGAAUGCAACUAUCAACUAUGGUAGUGAAGGCGACUAAUAACCAUUUUAAUUUUGUUUGUUACUUUAUAACAAAAUUAUUUGUAACUAUAAAAACAAAACUAUUCUAUUUUUUUUUAGUUACACGAAACACAUAAUAUAAUGUACGACUACACUCUUUUGGUUGAAUUGUACAAAAAAGAAAAAAAAUUUCAGAAAGUUUACACAACGUUUCGACCUAACUUAAAAGCAUCACCUGUAACGGGGAAAUUUUAUGCUCGCCACGAAGCAAAUGUCAAUCAAGGUGAACCAAACAAUCACUACAUAAAACUUUUGGCACAAGCUAAAUCUUUAGGGCCAAAGAACAAAUUUCCUUCUCCAAAAACUGAAAGUCAAAGGUAUGGAUGGUAUAAUAAAACUUUCAUUCCACGAAAAGAAGAUAUUUUGAUGUUUCCACAUGUAGAAGCUCCCGAAAUUAAAUUAGAUAUUAUACUAAAGCAGAAUUAUAAAAAUGAAGUACCAUUUAGUGGAAUACCUUUUAAAUUAUAAUAAAACUAUAAAACAAAAUAAAUUAUAAAAUCAUAGAAUAAAACUGUAUUUUUUUUUUCGGUUUAAAUCAUUUAGACAAGGUAUUUCUUAGAUAUAUAAGUAUAUAACAAUACAAUACCUAUCAAAAUUUAUUUUUCAACAUUUUUAAACAGUAGAAAAAAAGUACAAUAUUAUUUUCUUUUAAAAAUUAUAAAUAUUAUACUUAUAAUUAAUG